AUCAGAACCCGUCCGGUUCAUCGCGCGGUGCAUUGUGGUCCAGACUGAGGAGCUGCUGACCGGAAUGUGAAGAAUCCGAGGUGUCCGCCAGGCUUCUCUUUAUCGCUGCGAAUAUUUCUCCACAGAAAUAUACAAGUAUUGGACUACCUAUAAGAUCCAACGAAUGCCGAUAUGUCUCAGGCAGAUAAAAUGAAGCAAGGGCAGUUCACCAAUCCAGAGACACCGGGGUACGUGGGGUUUGCCAACCUACCCAAUCAGGUUCACCGAAAAUCGGUGAAGAAGGGCUUUGAAUUCACCCUCAUGGUGGUCGGGGAGUCUGGCCUUGGGAAGUCCACUCUGAUCAACAGCCUGUUCCUCACGGACCUCUACCCUGAGAGAAUCAUCCCUGGGGCUGCAGAGAAGAUCGAGCGCACCGUUCAGAUCGAGGCCUCCACCGUGGAGAUCGAGGAGCGGGGGGUUAAGCUCCGCCUCACCGUGGUCGACACCCCCGGAUACGGGGACGCCAUCAACAGCCAGGACUGCUUCAGCACCAUCAUAAGCUACAUCGAUGACCAGUUUGAGCGUUACCUGCAUGACGAGAGUGGCCUGAACCGCAGGCACAUCGUGGACAACAGAGUCCACUGCUGUUUCUACUUCAUCUCCCCGCUGGGCCACGGGCUGAAGCCCCUGGACGUCCAGUUCAUGAAGGCGAUCCACAACAAGGUCAACGUGGUCCCAGUCAUCGCUAAGGCGGACACGCUCACGCUGAGGGAGAGGGAGAGGCUGAAGCGCAGGAUUCUGGAUGAGAUCGACGAGCACGGGAUCAAGAUCUACCACCUUCCUGACGCCGAGUCCGACGAGGACGAGGACUUCAAGGAGCAGACCCGGAUCCUGAAGGCCAGCAUCCCGUUCGCGGUGGUGGGGUCCAACCAGCAGAUCGAGGCCAAGGGGAAGAAGGUGAGGGGUCGGCUGUACCCCUGGGGCGUGGUGGAGGUGGAGAACCCCGAGCACAACGACUUCCUCAAGCUGCGCACCAUGCUCAUCACCCACAUGCAGGACCUGCAGGAGGUGACCCAGGACCUGCACUACGAGAACUUCCGCUCGGAGCGCCUGAAGCGCGGUGGCAGGUUGUCAUCACACGGUUAUGUUCUGCCUCUCUCUCCUGCUAACAGGAAGGGGCCGGAGCCGGAGGAAACGGACAAGGACAUGAUCCUGCAGGAGAAGGAAGCCGAGCUGAGGAGGAUGCAGGAGAUGAUAGCCAAAAUGCAGCUCCAGAUGCAGAAACAAGGAGAUGGCGAGGGAGACGGCCAUCAUGUGUGAACCCCAAGGUCUGUGAGCCAUGGCCUCGUGGGCUGAAUACGACUGACUGCUUGGGAGACCUUGAGGUCCUUGACUGUACAAGUUGCCACUAUGUUAUUUUAUUUCACUAGAACUUGGGAUUUUUCUUUUAUACCAAACGAUAUAUAUCUAUUCACACUAUUAUGUUUAUGUCUACUUAUUAUUGACCUUGCCAGUUUGCAGAUAUCAGCCUUUUGCCAGUUGAUCCGAUGAAGUAAUUUGAGCGGUUUAGUGGAAGCACCUUUUUCUUUUUUAUGCCAACAUACAGGUUACCGUUACUUUAUUUUAUUUUUUCACAUUGGAAACGUAUGUACUAUAGUCCUGCAGGCCAUAAACCCCUAUCAUAUGGUAGCUUUAGCAUUUCCCCCCCUUUUCUUUUGACAGAAGUCCACAACUGUGAAAAGAAGCUUCUUCUUUUGUGCAAACUAGCGUUACAGCAAACGGUCCCAUUUCCAACAUCGUCAAAGACAAAGCGUGCUCUGAAGUCGUUUCGUGCUGACGAGUCGCUGUAUUUGAAGGUGCUAAACGGGCUUCCCUUUAAUGUUUAUCCCGGCAUGACGCCCCUGGGUCGCGUGUUUGUGUGAAUAUCUGAUACUUUGAGUGAAGAACUGUUUUCAGAUCAGCCUAUCGACUCCCAUCUUAACGUUUGACAACCCAGCCCCUAAUCUUGAUUAUUAACACCAGGAUUGCUGUUAGUGUGUGGGGGAAGUCUCCCCCCAGUUCCGCUCUCCUUGUGACUUGAAUACCCUGACCUGGUCCUUUCUGACGGGGGGAGUAGCUGGCGUUGUGACUGUGAUGUGCCUGUAAGGUGUGUGGACCCCCUCGGACGCCACGUCCGCAGUGUAAGGUCACGUGUUUUUAAAUGUCAAUGAGUGGUGCAUGCUACCAAACAGAUUUAAACUGCCCAGCUGUUUUAAUGUGAUGCUUUUAUGACUGAAUAAUGAGGUGUGAGGAGUUACGGGGAGCAGUUUAUGAAGAUUGUGUCAUCGGGCCCAUACUAUACAAACCUUUUUUUGUUGUCUCUGUAGCUGGAUAUGGAGGGGCGAUGACACACUGGCAUUUAACUGAUGGAGGGUUUUGAGGUCUGCUUCUGCAGCAAAGUUGCUAGGCAAUGUCGCAUUUACCAACAUAAAGAAAACAUUGUUGAAGUCCUAUUUCAGUGACAUGAAGUACUAUGUUCAAAAGAGGUGCAAGGUUACAUUUUUUUGGAUUUUCCAAAUGGAUUAUAGAUCCGUUUUUAUUGGGUCUUUGACUCUAGGAUGAUAUGGGAUAUUUGAUCAGUGUAGCCAAUAUAUCUUCCACAAGCUAAGGCUAGUGUUUAUAAGAACAUUCCACCUUACUGCCAUUUUAGCCAAAAUUUAUAAAGUACAAAAUAUUGUUAUUAAUACAUAUGUUGUAAUAAAUCAUUUUAGCAAA
This is a messenger RNA of Gadus macrocephalus (Pacific cod), 2733 nucleotides long. RefSeq names its product septin 2 (gene septin2). The record is from RefSeq and is a predicted model, not a curated record. Gene Ontology annotation, cellular component: septin complex; cell division site; septin ring. Gene Ontology annotation, biological process: cytoskeleton-dependent cytokinesis; cilium assembly; cell division. Gene Ontology annotation, molecular function: GTPase activity; GTP binding; molecular adaptor activity. The transcript has 13 exons. The coding region runs from base 172 to 1299 and encodes 375 amino acids. Lineage: Eukaryota; Metazoa; Chordata; Actinopteri; Gadiformes; Gadidae.